Messenger RNA from Sphaeramia orbicularis (orbiculate cardinalfish), 2464 nucleotides. Its product is annotated as olfactory receptor 2A25. Gene Ontology annotation, cellular component: membrane. Gene Ontology annotation, biological process: detection of chemical stimulus involved in sensory perception of smell; G protein-coupled receptor signaling pathway. Bases 207 to 1316 code for a protein of 369 amino acids. Gene Ontology annotation, molecular function: G protein-coupled receptor activity; odorant binding; olfactory receptor activity. The transcript is spliced from 2 exons. The record is from RefSeq and is a predicted model, not a curated record. Lineage: Eukaryota; Metazoa; Chordata; Actinopteri; Kurtiformes; Apogonidae.
ACCAGUGUAACUGAAGCCUCUUGAUCCAACUGUGGAUGAGGGUUGUCUCUGAAAUGUGACAGUUGUGACGUCACACACCAGUCCCCUCAGCUCAGCUCAGUUCACACUCAUUCCUCCAUGAGGCGGCGCAGACGCAGGAUCAUGAGGUGCGUAAACUGGUCUGGGCUCCUCUUCCAUCCUCAUCAUCCUCAUUUUCCGGUCGAGGAAUGAUGUCCAACAACAGCUCGGCCGUGGUGGGGGACGUGGUAGACGUGGGGGACUACACCUGCGUGCGUUUCUACGUGUCCACCGUGUCCUUCUCGGUGCUGCUCUUCUUCAACCUCAUCAUCAACUGGACCAUCGUGCGCGAGGAGAGUCUACGGACCCACGCGCGCUUCGUGCUGGUCUUCCACCUGCUGGUGUCCGCCCUCGUGCACCUGGGCACGAGCAGCGUCUUCUACUACCAGAUCCACCGGAAGGCGCACCCGGGUCGGUCCGUGUGUCUGCUCAUGAUCACGGUGCUGAUCAGCAGCGCGUCCAACAUCCUCCUGACGCUCACGGUGAUGGCGCUGGACCGCUACUGCGCCGUGUGCCACCCCAUGCGCUACACGGCGUCGUGCACUUCGGGGCUGUGGCCGUGGAUGCUGGGGGUGCUCACCUGGAUGGUGGCCCUGCUCAUCCCCCUCAGCCUGCCGGACUCCCACCAGCCCUGGACGGGCUCCCACUCUGGGGAAUGCGGCCCGGAGCAGCUGCGUAAAGGCCAGCUGCAGAAGGUUGUGUUCCUGUCCCUGUGCACCCUGGUCAUCCUCUACAGCUACAUCCGCAUCCUCAUGGAGGGACGCCGCCUAGGGGUGCUCAACAGGCGGAACCGGGCCGGGUGCAGGACCAUCGCCCUCCACGGAAGCCAGCUGGCGGUCUACCUCCUGCCCAACUUCGUCAACUAUUUCCUGACGGUUCUGUCCAAACGGCACCAGAUCCAGCCGCAGACCAAGGAGCUGUCGGCCGUGGUCAUAUUUGCGUUUUUCAGCUUGGCGCAGUGCAUUGCGCCAGUUGUUUACGGUUUGCGUAAAGAGGAACUCCUGGUGCAGCUGAGUCACAGGUUCCCCUGCUGCGCCACAUACCUGAAGAGUGUACUGGGAUGGACUGUGCACGCAAAGUGGACUCAGAACCAGCACAAAUCCAGCAGGGAGCGAACGCUGACGGCUCAGACCAUCAUCUCCUUAGAGGUCCCUCAGGUCCCAAAUGAAGAGGAGGAGGAAGAAGAGGAGGAAACUGGUCGGGUCAUGAGUUCCUCACAUGAUUCACAGUCAUGUCAAGGCGAUAUGGACGAUGUGUGAUGAGGAAAAACUGGGUCAGCAGGAGCAUUUGGGUCAGGUCGGACAGGAACCACCGAGACUGUUUACACCCGAAUGUGAAACCCUGUCACAUGAGGAUGUUUCCAUUUUGCUCUAAUUUUGACUUGGAAUAUAUUUCAGCAGUGAGAGACUGUUUGGCUUCAGGUCGAUUCUUUCCUGGAUUUUCCUGGCUGGUCCAGGAUUAAGUCUCCUCUGGCUUGGAUUCUACAGACAUUCAUACGUUAUGGAUUAAGAACCUGGAAAUGAGGAUAUAAUUUAACUUAUAUGUGGAUGCACACUGCUGACUGACAACCAAACAGCUUAAAACCAAAAAUAACAUUCAUUAAGUGAGCUUAACCCUCAAGGGGUCUCCUGACUUUACUGUAUUUAUAUUUUUUUGUACUUCAUAUUCUAGCAGUUCACAACAAAACUCAAGCCAUUAAAGCACCAGUUUUACUUUUUUUAUAAGAAUGGAUGAAUUUACUCUGGAAUUUUGGGUGUUUUUAAAGUAAACUCAGAACUGACACAAGUUUGUAGAAACGUGUGCCAAGAUAUUUUAGGUAAUCCAAAUGAAUUCAGCUCAACUCAGGUCUUUAUUGUCCCUCAUGGGUAAAACAUAUUUUGCAGAAACAUGGACACAACAAGAAGGACAUUAAACACUAGAAUAAAACAUAUGACUGUUAAAUGAUCCAUUAGAAAAGAUUUGAGUGCAGCAAAGCUUUGAAAAUAAGGAUCAAAUACAAAUCUGACUUUACCUGAGCAGUUAACAGAUAUUUAUUGCCUCAACCAUCCCAGUGUUUUAAGAAACAAAACGCUGGGAAUUAAAGCUACAGAACGUCAUAGGUGUUUCCAUAUGCUCUGAAUAUCCAAACAACUCAGUAGUGAAAUCACUGAAAUGCUGAGAAUCUCUACUGAGUGCUUCUGAAAUAUGAAAUAUUUCAGAACUUUAUCUCAGGUUUAACUAGGUUUGGCUGGGUUAUUAUAGAUAAAUAAUCAUCUAUAAAGCAGCAUCACCAAUCCCCGACCCCAUAAUAUUCAACAUUAAAUGACAAAAAGAAAAAUGUCACUGCAACACUUGUCUAUGGUUCUGUUUAAAAGGGUCUUUCUGCAUGUUUUGGAAGCAAUUUUAUUAAACUUUAUGUAUGAAAUGA